AUGUAUAGACCGGGACGAAGAAAUAGAACAAAUGAAAAUGAUGUUAAAGGUCCAAACUCUGCCUUAACUCAAUUUUUAAAACAGGAAGGUAUUAAUGCAGAAACUAUUAGGAACAACUGGCUAGAGCAUCAGAAGAAAAAGAAAGAGAAGGAAGAGGAAGAGUCUAAUAUUGAACAACAAAGCAGUAAUAAUGGAAGUGCCCCGAAAAAUAAGGUUAUUGUUGUUAAAAAGGAAGCUGGAGAUGGGAUAGAAGCUGAGAUUCAAGAGUCAAGCGAUUCAUCAGCAACAGAAUCCGAUCAAGAUAAGGCAGAUUUAUCCAGAUUUUCACGUAGAUUAAGAAGUGCUCAAAAUGAUAGUGACGAAGAAGAAUAUGAUUCUAUUAGCCUUAGUACAACCACCACUUCUAAUUUAACCAAAGAAGUUGAGAAGGAAGAAGAAGAAAAGAAUACUAAAAGGAAAAAACAGGUCCUGCAAGCAAGAAAAAAAAGAAGAAAGAAAGCUGCAAAUUUGUUAGAUCGGAAAACCUUUAUAAUACCGACUUUACAAUCUAUUUGUAUAUCAAACAUUAGUGAAAACAUAUUGAAACUUGAAAAGAAGAAUAUUACUGAAAACAUACCAACUGUAAUAGGAAAUUCUACCAAUACAGAUUCAUCAUAUAAUAAAGAUUCACCUGAUACAUAUUCCCAUUUACGACAGGUUUUUGGGGGUAUAUCAGUCGAUAAUCUAAAUAAUUUAGCAAAAGCUCUUUCUAAAAACCGAGCCUUAAAUGACACCACACUUCAAUUAUUUUUGAAGACAAAUUUAACAGCAUUAGAAUUUCAUGACUGUUCCAAAAUAUCUUACGAUGGCUACAAAACAUUAGCCAUAUUUUCUCCUUAUUUAAAGAGUUUAACAUUAAAUAUGUGUGGACAAUUAAAUAAUGAAGCUCUUCUGUUUAUAAUGGAAAAAUUGCCGAAUUUAGAAUCACUAUUCUUGGAUGGUCCAUUUCUUAUCAAUGAACCUACAUGGUCCAAGUUUUUUGAAGGAAUGAAAGGUCGUUUGAAGGAAUUUCACAUAUCCAAUACUCAUAGAUUUACAGAUAAGAACUUGUCAUCUUUACUAGAAAAUUGUGGGCCUGAAUUAAUUUCCUUGGGCUUUUCUAGAAUGGAUUCACUUUUCAAUUAUUCAUUAAUACCACAAUACUUGACAAACCAAGAAUUUCAUACAAUUUCGCUUCAAUAUCCCUAUAACGAGGAUGAUGUUAAUGAUGAAACAGUGAUUAACAUAUUAAGUCAAAUUGGUAAAAGCUUAAAAAGCUUAAAUUUAAAUGGAUGUACAGCAAUAACAGAUGUUUCUAUAAUUAAUGGAUUUAGUGCAUUCUUAGCAGAUAACCACAUCUUAGAAGAGCUUUCGAUAGAAGAAUUGGACCAAAUUACUGAUGAUUCCAUGGUUUAUCUUUUUUCUACUACUUCUUUCCCAAAGUUAAAAGCUUUAAGCCUGCAAAAAUGUAUUAAUUUGGGAAAUGCUUCUAUUGUAGAAUUAUUUUUAAGUGAAGCUAAGGAUUCUAUUUUGGAUCUAAAUUUAAACAGUUUAAAACAAUUGACACAAGAAAGUUUCACUCAUAUGUUCUUGCCAGAAUUAAGGCAUCUAAACAUGUCAUUUGUUCGUUCAGUGAAUAAUGAUGUUGUGGAGCUGAUUGGGAAGCAAAACUUAAAUAUUUCCUUAUUAGAAGUAUUUGGGGAUAAUUUGGUGACAGGUGAUGCACUUAUAAGAGAUGGUUUAACGAUUAUAGGACGACAAAGUGACAGCAUAUGA
This is a messenger RNA of Henningerozyma blattae CBS 6284, 1794 nucleotides long. It is a transcript of the gene RAD7, whose product is annotated as UV-damaged DNA-binding protein RAD7. NCBI's taxonomy places the organism in Eukaryota, Fungi, Ascomycota, Saccharomycetes, Saccharomycetales, Saccharomycetaceae. Gene Ontology annotation, biological process: SCF-dependent proteasomal ubiquitin-dependent protein catabolic process. Gene Ontology annotation, cellular component: SCF ubiquitin ligase complex. The transcript has a single exon. Bases 1 to 1794 code for a protein of 597 amino acids. The record is from RefSeq and is a predicted model, not a curated record.